This is a messenger RNA of Olea europaea var. sylvestris, 1453 nucleotides long. RefSeq lists its product as uncharacterized. The transcript is spliced from 5 exons. Gene Ontology annotation, cellular component: P-body; cytoplasmic stress granule. NCBI's taxonomy places the organism in Eukaryota, Viridiplantae, Streptophyta, Magnoliopsida, Lamiales, Oleaceae. Gene Ontology annotation, biological process: cytoplasmic stress granule assembly; P-body assembly. Bases 347 to 1267 code for a protein of 306 amino acids. Gene Ontology annotation, molecular function: ATP binding; mRNA binding. The record is from RefSeq and is a predicted model, not a curated record.
UGUUGUAUUUUCCUGCGACAGUAAAAGUCCAUUUGCAAGCUUUUCUUGGUGGGCACUGGGCAGUAGACAGCCGUUAGCUAACCCCUAAAGCUUCUAUGUCUAUUUAUCUAUAGAGAGGAAUUUAUAUCAAAUUUCCAAUUAAAAGAAAUAAAUAAUUACGCGGUUUUGAUUAUGAGGCGUAACCCCAAUUGCCCCUAGCCCAAGCCACUAAACUAUAAAGAAUCGACAGAUGACAGAAGACCUUGUAAAGCAAGUUUCCUCUCAAACCUCUCAAUAUAUUCUGUAAACAACUCUAUAGUACUCCUUACAGCCGCCGCCUUCUCUCCAACAGCACCUCACAGCAUCAAUGGGGAAAAGCAAUGACGAAAAUGCAGUGAAGAGAAGAUGGAACAGAAAACGUCCAAGUUGCGAUAAAAUAAAGAUUCUCCCUCAAAGGUCUCUACUUUAUGGACGCAUUAAUGUUUCUAUUUUGGCAGCCAAGAAACGCUUGAAAAAGGCCAAACGAAGCAACACUCAGGGUAUCUACUUCAGGCAAGAAACUGCAGUCAGUCCAGGAAAAACUAUGAUUCCAGUGAUCAAUGGAAACGAGUUGAGCCAUGAGUGGACAGAACAUGUCUAUCCGUCUAAGUUUUUGAUGAUAUGCUUGAAUACAAUUCAAAACUCACUUGAGAAUGUUGGAGCCCUUAAAACUGAAGACGGACCUCUCUUUGCCAAUGCAUGGGGGGUUGAGUUCUGGAAUUGUUAUUCCAAAGGAAAAGAUGUGUUGGAGAUGAGUGGUGUUGAUUCCACGAGGGAGCAAAUUGCUUGGAUGGCAUCGGCUGCUGCUGCCACUAUUACGAGAAAAGAGAAUGAAGGCUUAUCAUUUAAAAGCCCUUUCCACUUAUUCCUUGUGCCAUCUCUAGAUAAAGCUUUUGAGGUACGCCUAGUGUGGAAACCUUUGGAGACCAUUGGAAUAUACACAUUGAGUCUGCAUUCAGGCACUACUAUAGAAAAACAAAUACACCGUUUAAGGAGUUGUGAACCGGAGUUUCUUGUCUCCACCCCUGAGAGACUUUUGGAUCUUCUAUCCUUAAAAGCUGUCGACAUAUCUGAGGUUUCCUUUCUGGUAAUUGAUGGACUGGAAGCUCCUUUCAAAGGCAGUUACUGUGAGGCAAUUAAAUCCAUAAGGCAAUUAAUACCUGGGAAUCCUCAAACUGUGGUUUUCAGGGACGGCAUGAGCAAUUUAUCCAUUACUAUGCUACAAAAGCUCUUAGGAGAACCAGAAUGAAGAUUAUCUAUUUCAACUUUUAUCCAUAUCUUGACAGUUUGAAGUGGAUGAAAAUAACAUCUAGUAAAAGCUGCUAUAUAGUAGGGAAUUUUUCCUCCAAUCUACGUUCCCAUGAUCAAGAAAUUUUGUGAUAGAUCCAUUAAUGUCACUUGUACAUAAUAAUUUACAUACAAAUGAAAUAUCAGA